Messenger RNA from Hyaena hyaena (striped hyena), 1457 nucleotides. RefSeq names its product granulocyte-macrophage colony-stimulating factor receptor subunit alpha-like. NCBI's taxonomy places the organism in Eukaryota, Metazoa, Chordata, Mammalia, Carnivora, Hyaenidae. Gene Ontology annotation, molecular function: protein binding; cytokine receptor activity. The transcript has 11 exons. The coding region runs from base 317 to 1399 and encodes 360 amino acids. The record is from RefSeq and is a predicted model, not a curated record. Gene Ontology annotation, biological process: cytokine-mediated signaling pathway. Gene Ontology annotation, cellular component: external side of plasma membrane; membrane.
CCUGGUUUCUUGGUCAUGCGGGGUGUGGACUAGGUAGACAGCCCGGGCCAUUCUCUGCAGGUGGAACUGGAAUCCCCUUGGGGAAGGGUUGGGGAGCCUGUGCUCCACCGAGACCCCGGUCAGAGAGGGUCCAGUCGUGUCCUGGAGGCCAACCGUGUGGACCCAGGGUCCAGUAGCCUGGAUGCAGCCCUGAUUGUCUGUCUCCACUGUUGUUCUGUGUGCAACAUGCCCGUCACAUCGAUGCCCGCCCUGGACUCAUCCCUGAGCCCUAGAGAGGCUUCCUCAUCCUCUCGGCCACCCCCCGGGACCCCUGGUGAUGACCAUCCUGUUCUGCAUGCUGCUGGACCCCGUGUUACUCCUGACUCAGGGGCGCCACGAUCCCCCAGCCGUGGAAGGGGUCCCCGGCCUACAGAUGAAGUUCGACCCCAGGACGAUGGAACUGAGCUGGGACUGCGCAGAAAACACUACGUCCCUCGAAUGCGUGAUGAUCCACGAGGAGAAAGGAGAGAUCAGACGGCAGCUCAAGAACAAAGAAUGUCACUGCAAGUUUCUGGAUUAUUCUCUCCAUGGGGGAGUCACGUUCAUGGUUAAAGUCAAUACCACCCAAGGACUGAUUACAGAAAAACUGGUGUACACUAACCCAGGUGGGGAGGACACCGCGGCCCAAAACUUCUCCUGUUUUAUCUACAACGUGAGCUUCAUGAACUGCACUUGGGCGAGAGGUCCGGCGGCUCCUGAGGACGUGCAGUAUUUUUUGUAUAUUCAAAACUCAAAGAAAAAAGUUGUACAAGAGUGUCCUCAGUACAUAGAAGCCUCCGGAACCCACGUGGGGUGUUACGUGAACGACCUGUCAUGGUUAAGUUUCUACAACUACUUCCUGGUGAACGGUACCAGCCGACACAUCGGAAUCCAGUUCUUCGAUUCGAUUCUGUCCACGAAGAAAAUAGAGGUGUACAGCGCGCCCCGCAACGUCUCCGUGAACUGCAACGCGUCCCACUGCCUGGUGGCCUGGGGGAGGCCGCGCACCCGCCAGGCCCUGUCCGCGCGCGACUUCAAGUAUCAGCUGCACAUCGAGAAGCAGAACAAGGAACACACUGGAAAUCAACUGAUCGACGUGUCCGGGGACUUGGAAAAUAAAUACAACUUCCCGUGUCCGGAGCCAAGAGCCAAGCACACUGUCAAGAUUCGGACCUCGGACGCCCGGGCCGAGCGGUGGGGCCCCUGGAGUCAGCCCCUGGAGUUCGGCUCCACGAAACCCGCAGCCAGCUUUGUGCACGUCUACGUGCUGGUGGUGCUGGGGACCCUCGUCUGUGCCCUGAUUCUCAGCUGCGUUCUGAAAAGGGACACUUAUCGUAAUGAAAGGCUGUUUGAGUUUCCUGUGGCCGCAGGAAACAAAUGACCACAAGCCAGAUGGCUACAAACAGCAGAAAUUAAUCAUCUCCCAGCUCUGGAAACCA